Molecule: messenger RNA, 1282 nt
Organism: Eruca vesicaria subsp. sativa (arugula)
Lineage: Eukaryota; Viridiplantae; Streptophyta; Magnoliopsida; Brassicales; Brassicaceae
Source: the annotation of a GenBank genome assembly
UAAAAAGCUUCUAAUCUCUUCUUCUAUAAUGGCCCCACCGAUUCCUUCUUCUCCACUCGCUCCUCCUCCUUCUUCUUCUUCUAUGGUCGCUCCUCUUUCUCGAGCAUCAUCUCUGCCGUUGUCUAGAGUAUGGAGAGAGAUACAAGGAAGCAAUAACUGGGAGAAUCUAAUCGACCCUUUAAGCCCUAUUCUCCAACAAGAGAUCACUCGCUACGGCCACUUACUCUCCGCCUCUUACAAAGGUUUUGAUCUAAACCCUAACUCAAAACGUUACUUGAACUGCAAGUACGGCAAAAAAACUUUACUUAAAGAAUCCGGAAUCCAUGAUCCUGAUGGAUACCAAGUCACCAAGUACAUCUACGCAACACCAGACAUCAACAUCAACCCUAUCAACAACGAGCCUAAUCGUGCACGUUGGAUAGGGUAUGUAGCUGUUUCUUCUGAUGACUCGGUGAAACGUUUGGGGAGGAGAGAUAUUGUGGUGACGUUUCGUGGGACUGUGACCAACCCUGAGUGGAUGGCUAACCUAAUGAGCUCUUUGACUCCAGCUAAGCUUGAUCCUCAUAGCCCUCGUCUUGAUGUCAAGGUUGAAUCCGGAUUCUUGAGUUUAUACACAUCCUGUGAGAGUGAAAGCAAGUUCGGGUUAGAAAGCUGCCGUGAGCAGCUUCUCUCCGAGAUCUCUAGGCUUGUCAACAAACACAAAGGCGAGGAAAUGAGCAUAACUCUUGCGGGACAUAGCAUGGGGAGUUCUCUAGCUCACCUUCUAGCUUACGACAUAGCAGAACUAGGUUUGAACAAGAGAAGAGGCGAAAAAGAUGUUCCAGUGACUGUCUUUUCGUUUGCGGGUCCAAGAGUUGGUAACUUGGGGUUCAAGAAACGGUGUGAGGAGUUAGGAGUUAAGGUCUUGAGGAUCACUAAUGUAAAUGAUCCCAUCACGAAACUCCCUGGUUUUUUGUUCAACGAGAAUUUUAGGGCUUUGGGUGGCGUUUACGAGCUUCCUUGGAGCUGUUCUUGCUACACUCACGUGGGAGUUGAGCUCACGCUUGAUUUCUUCGACGUUCAAAACAUUUCUUGUGUCCAUGAUCUUGAUACUUACAUCAGUUUAGUGAACCGUCCGAGAAGCUUAAAGUCUACGGUUAGAGAAGACAGUUUUGGCAGCAAAUUUAUGAACAAAACAAGUGAGAUGAUGUUCCCCAAAGGACAACGGUUAAGAAACGCAGCGACCAGAGCGGCGUAUCUAAUUGGGUCUAUAGGACAAAACAAUUGUAACCCUAUCUUUUAG